Messenger RNA from Diaporthe citri, 585 nucleotides. RefSeq lists its product as uncharacterized. The record is from RefSeq and is a predicted model, not a curated record. The transcript has 3 exons. The coding region runs from base 1 to 585 and encodes 194 amino acids. NCBI's taxonomy places the organism in Eukaryota, Fungi, Ascomycota, Sordariomycetes, Diaporthales, Diaporthaceae.
AUGCCUCCGAAACGGAAAUCCGGGGGAGCGGCCGAGUCAGGCGCACCGGGAAGGGCUGGCGCGAGGCAGUCCAAGCUCGCCAAGGAGCACGACAUCACGGCGCAGGAGGAGGCCGAGAUCAAAGAGGCCUUCUCGCUCUUCGCGGAGCCCAUGGAUGGCGAGAAGGAGGGCGUCAUCCCCAUCGAUGACGUCCGCAGGGCCAUGAUAGCCCUCGACAUCCCGCCAAAGGACAAGGACGAGCUGGCCGAGUUCACCGAGAUCCUCGACCCGGACGACGAGGGCUACGCGAACUACCCCUCCUUCGUCGCCAUCUGCGCCCUGAAGCUCCACGCGCGCGACCAGACCUCCGACGCUCACGCCCACGAGGUCGACGAGGCCUUUGCGCUGUUCACGGGCGCAGCCGGCGAGGGCGGUGUCAUAACCGUGGCCCACCUGAAGAGGGUCGCCGCGGUCCUCAAGGAGGAGGUCGACGACGCCCUACUGCGGGACAUGAUCCUCGAGGCGAACGGUGGCGCCGGGGUGGGCAAGGGCGUCAGGAAGUCCGAGUUUGACCAUGUCAUGAGGAGGGCCGGCGUGUGGAGAUGA